Molecule: messenger RNA, 7402 nt
Organism: Anastrepha ludens (Mexican fruit fly)
Lineage: Eukaryota; Metazoa; Arthropoda; Insecta; Diptera; Tephritidae
Gene: unc-104
Product: kinesin-like protein unc-104
Exons: 29
Coding region: 980-6043 (1687 amino acids)
Biological process (GO): microtubule-based movement
Molecular function (GO): microtubule binding; microtubule motor activity; ATP binding
Source: RefSeq, a predicted model, not a curated record
UUAAUCCUCGUAGUACUCGGUUGCUCGCAGCUCGUGUCAGGUUGGUUUUUUUCGUUUUCGCGUAGACUGGAACAAAGUGCUCGCUAUUGAUUUUGUACAGAAAAGAAAAUUUAUAAAAGUGCAAAGUGCAAAGAUUUUUUAAUAGCAGAUUUGAAAACAAAUAAAUACAGAAAAAUGUGAGAAAAAGCAAUUGAAAUAUUUAAAAUCCAUAUUCGUUGUUAUGAAAGUGCUGUUCGAGGACAAGAAAAGUGCGCAUAGAAAAAAUUAUUUCAAUCUCUGUUAUACCAGCUGAAAUUUUUUUUCAAGAGUCUAUACUGUAUACGUUGGCCUUUGCUGGUUGGCUGACUGUGUAAAUUUGUAUAACUGUGGCUGCAAUUUUGUAUACGUGUGUGUAAUGGCCAUGCCCUGCACACAAAAUACCUGCUUCGCCCCUCCGGAAACACUUCAAUGUGCCCCUUUGGCUACUUGCUGCUAUUCGCACUAUUUCUAACAUCAAUUUUGGUCUUUUUGAUAUUGACUGCGACGGCUACAAAGGAGUCCUUAUUGGAAAUUUUUUAUUUAGAAAGCGUGCAACAACAAGAACAACUAUAGAAAAUAAGAAAUAUAACAUAAAAGAACCAAGACAUUUAUACUCCGAAAGAAAGUGACCUGCGGAAAAUUUAUUUAUUAAGUUUUUACGUAUACUUCUCCUCAGUUUGGCAAUUGUUCUUUUGCAGCGCAAUGAAUUUUGUUAGUUCUUACGCCUGACAACUGUUUUAAGUUUAACUACUACGAAAAUACUUUUACGAAAAUUUCGAACAAAAAAACUAAGAACACAAAUUUCAUUAAGCAAAAGUGUAAAAAUAUGCAACUUCCAACGUUGAUCAACUGUACGGAGGAUUAAAUCUGUGUGCUGUUUUGAAACAGCCAACUCCAAGAAAAAAAGGUCUUUAAGCUCCUAGUGCGUAGUUAAGGCCUUUGGGCCUCCCUCACCGCCAAAAUGUCGUCCGUUAAGGUGGCGGUUCGAGUGCGACCCUUCAAUUCGCGUGAAAUCGGUCGAGAAUCAAAAUGUAUUAUCGAAAUGACCGGUGCAACCACCGCCAUCACAAAUCCAAAAGUACCACCAAACAGCAGCGAAGCCAUCAAGCGCUUCAACUUCGAUUACUCCUAUUGGUCACACAAUCCACGAGAUCCCGAAUUCUCCACACAAGAGAUGGUCUACAAGGACAUUGGCGAGGAGAUGCUGCAACACUCCUUCGACGGUUACAAUGUUUGCAUAUUCGCCUACGGUCAAACCGGCGCUGGGAAAUCUUACACAAUGAUGGGCAAACAAGAGGAACAUCAAGAGGGUAUCAUACCGAUGAUUUGUAAGGAUCUCUUCAAUCGUAUACACGACACGGAAACAAGUGAACUCAAGUAUUCGGUUGAGGUUUCAUAUAUGGAAAUCUAUUGCGAACGUGUACGCGAUUUAUUAAAUCCAAAGAACAAAGGCAACUUACGCGUACGUGAGCAUCCAUUGCUCGGCCCAUACGUAGAGGACCUGUCCAAGUUGGCGGUGACUGACUAUCAGGACAUACACGAUCUCAUCGAUGAAGGCAACAAAGCGCGCACUGUUGCCGCUACCAACAUGAACGAGACCAGUUCUCGCUCGCAUGCUGUCUUCACCAUUUUCUUCACCCAACGUCGUCACGACAAUAUGACCGAUCUCACCACCGAGAAGGUUUCCAAAAUCAGUUUGGUCGAUUUGGCUGGUUCGGAGCGCGCUGAUUCGACUGGCGCCAAAGGCACCAGACUAAAGGAGGGCGCCAAUAUCAACAAAUCGUUGACUACGCUGGGCAAAGUCAUCUCGGCCUUGGCUGAAAUUGCGUCUAAGAACAAAAAAUCAAAGAAAGCUGAUUUCAUACCCUACCGCGAUUCGGUGUUAACCUGGCUUUUGCGCGAAAAUCUCGGUGGCAACUCUAAAACGGCUAUGAUUGCUGCUAUCUCACCGGCAGAUAUUAACUACGAUGAGACACUAAGUACAUUGCGUUACGCCGAUCGCGCCAAACAGAUCGUUUGCAAGGCCAUCGUCAACGAGGAUGCCAAUGCCAAACUCAUACGCGAACUCAAGGAAGAGAUACAGAAGUUGCGCGAUCUCUUGAAGGCCGAGGGUAUUGAGGUGCAAGAAGGGCCCGAUGGUAAAGUGGUUUGUGAGAAGCGCGACCCGAAUAAAGAUGAAAUGACUAAAUCGGGCAGUGGUCCCUUGAAAUCACCAACAAAGGCACGCAAUCGUAAUGGUUCGACCACUGAAAUGGCAGUGGAUCAGCUGCAGGCCAGCGAGAAAUUAAUUGCAGAACUCAACGAGACUUGGGAGGAGAAGCUCAAGCGCACCGAAGAGAUUCGUCUGCAACGCGAGGCGAUCUUUGCUGAAAUGGGUGUAGCCGUGAAGGAGGAUGGCGACACCGUUGGCGUAUUCUCACCAAAGAAAACUCCACAUCUAGUCAAUCUGAAUGAAGAUCCGAAUUUGUCGGAAUGCCUGCUGUAUUACAUCAAAGAUGGCAUUACACGUUUGGGCACACACGAAGCCAAUGUGCCACAGGAUAUACAAUUAUCGGGUUCACAUAUUUUGAAAGAACAUUGCACUUUCGAGAAUCGUAAUAGUACCGUUACACUCAUACCACACAAAGAUGCUUUGGUAUAUUUGAAUGGACGCAAGCUGGUCGAACCAGAGGUCUUGAAGACCGGUUCGCGUGUUAUACUUGGCAAAAAUCAUGUAUUUCGUUUUACCAAUCCCGAACAAGCGCGUGAGUUGCGCGAAAAGAUCACUGAGAAUGCGGAGAAUGAGAAUGAGACAGAGAAGUGCGAUACACAGCAGGUGGAUUGGAAUUUUGCGCAAUGCGAAUUGUUGGAAAAGCAAGGUAUCGAUUUGAAGGCGGAAAUGCAGAAGCGUUUGGAUAAUUUAGAGGAGCAGUACAAGCGCGAGAAAAUGCAGGCCGAUCAACAAUUCGAAGAGCAGCGUAAGAACUAUGAAGCUCGCAUUGAUGCGUUGCAGAAGCAAGUCGAAGAGCAAUCGAUGACUAUGUCAAUGUACAGCAGUUAUUCACCAGAGGAUUUCCACCAGGAGGAGGAUUUAUAUACCAAUCCUCUCUACGAAUCGUGCUGGACUGCACGCGAGGCCGGUUUAGCUGCCUGGGCAUUCCGCAAAUGGCGUUACCACCAAUUCACUUCGCUGCGCGAUGAUCUCUGGGGUAAUGCCAUAUUCUUGAAGGAGGCUAAUGCCAUAUCGGUGGAGUUGAAAAAGAAGGUACAAUUUCAAUUCACACUGCUCACCGACACCCUCUACUCACCACUACCACCUGAGCUGGCUUCAGCUGUUUCGCCAUUGCAAAACGAGGAUGAAUUUGGCGCGCCACCAGUUUCGAAAACUAUUGUGGCUGUGGAGGUGACCGACACCAAAAAUGGUGCCACACACUAUUGGUCGUUGGAGAAAUUGCGACAACGCUUGGAACUGAUGCGCGAAAUGUAUCACAACGAGGCCGAACUCAGCCCCACUUCGCCAGAUUACAAUGUGGAGAGCCUCACUGGCGGUGAUCCUUUCUACGAUCGUUUUCCCUGGUUUCGCAUGGUCGGACGCUCUUUCAUCUAUCUGAGCAAUUUACUAUAUCCGGUGCCACUGGUUCAUAAGGUGGCCAUUGUCAAUGAACGUGGUGAUGUACGCGGUUAUUUGCGUGUUGCCGUGCAGCCGGUAUUGGACGAAGAGUCUAUUGACUUCAAUAAUGGCGUCAAACAAUCGGCUCGCUUGAUUUUCAACAAGGAUGAUGCCAAGCCGAAGUAUCGCGCUCUCAACGAGAAGGAUGAUGUGCAGCGUUACAUCGAUAAUGGUGGUUUGGAUACCAAGCUUGAGGAACUCGAAGAUGCUGACUCUGGCCGUGGCAUUGACUCGAACUCCGCCUCUGAGUGUCAGGAGGCUAAUGAAGAGCCUGGCGAACAUCUUGAAGUUGGCAAGGAAUUUACUUUCCGCGUUACCGUACUACAGGCUACAGGCAUUGGCGCCGAAUAUGCUGACAUUUUCUGUCAGUUCAAUUUCUUACAUCGUCACGAGGAGGCUUUCUCCACCGAACCCGUAAAGAAUUCGGCAUCUGGCGCACCCCUCGGCUUCUAUCAUGUCCAAAACAUUACCGUGCCCGUUACCAAGUCCUUCAUUGAGUAUUUGAAGACCCAACCCAUCAUGUUUAAGAUCUUUGGACAUUACCAAACUCAUCCAUUGCAUAAGGAUGCUAAGCAGGAAUUCGUUUCACGUCCACCACCACGUCGCAUGCUUCCACCAAGCAUUCCUAUUAGCCAACCGGUACGUAGUCCCAAAUUUGGUCCACUACCAUGCCCAUCAACGUCGACAGUGCUGGCAAAGCAUGACGUCUUGGUUUGGUUCGAAAUAUGUGAGCUAGCCCCGAAUGGCGAGUAUGUGCCCUCGGUGGUAGAACACAGCGACGAUCUUCCAUGCCGCGGUUUAUUCCUGCUACAUCAAGGCAUACAGCGUCGCAUACGCAUUACCAUCGUACACGAGCCCACUGCCGAAGUGAAAUGGCGCGAUAUACGCGAACUGGUGGUCGGUCGUAUACGCAAUACACCGGAAUCUUCUGAUGAUCUGGAUGAAGAUUCGUGUGUACUGUCGUUGGGCUUGUUCCCCGGUGAGACUUUGGAGGUACCCGGCGAUGAUCGUUCGUUCUAUCGUUUCGAAGCUGCUUGGGAUUCGAGCUUACACAAUUCCACUUUGCUGAAUCGCGUGACCCAGGCUGGCGAAACAAUUUACAUUACUUUGAGUGCUUAUUUGGAGCUCGAGAAUUGUGCACGCCCAGCCAUCAUUACCAAAGACCUUAGCAUGGUAAUUUACGGACGCGAUGCACGCACCGGACCACGUUCGUUAAAACAUCUCUUCUCCGGACAAUACCGCAAUCCGGAAGCCAAUCGUUUGUCAGGCGUAUACGAGUUGUCAUUGCGUAGAGCCUCUGAAGCAGGUAGUCCAGGUGUACAACGACGUCAGCGGCGCGUCUUAGAUACCAGCUCGACCUAUGUGCGCGGCGAGGAGAAUCUCUCCGGUUGGCGUCCACGCGGCGAUUCGCUCAUUUUCGAUCACCAAUGGGAGCUGGAGAAGUUGACACGCCUCGAGGAGGUGGGACGUGUGCGUCAUUUGUUGUUGUUGCGCGAACGCCUUGGCAUGGACACCAAUCCAAAUCCUACCACCAAAACGGAAAAGGACGUGUGCAAUUUGGCAGCGCGUGCCGCCACCUCACCAGUACAUAUGGUCAUACCACCAUCCCCACAGACGCCCGUCAAUGAUUCACAACAGAUUGUUCCCGAGCGGGAAUACAAUCAACGCGAGCAGGAGUUGAUGCUGAAAUGCUUGAAGUUGGUGCAGGGCACCUACAAUAAAGCAACAGAACCACCAGUAGAGUCAACCACCCAGUCGGAUGCGUCGCCAAGCGAUGAGGGCUGUGCUGACAUGACCGUUAGCUGCAUCUCCAGCAGUUCCAUAGAAACAACACCAAAAAUUAGACGAAGAUUAUGUUCGCCCGAUCGCGCAGAUGCGCCCAAUGGCUGGGAGGCACCGGCACCCGCUACACAACCAGCCCUACCACUUCGUCUGUACGUACCAGAGUUGGAGGAGAUUAGGGUGAGCGCUGUGGUGGCGCGCAAGGGAUUGCUCAAUGUGUUGGAGCAUGGCGGUUCGGGAUGGAAAAAGCGUUGGGUGAUUGUGCGUCGCCCUUACGUUUUCAUCUACAAGUCCGAGAAGGAUCCAGUGGAGCGUGCAGUAUUGAAUUUAGCGACAGCUCAGGUCGAGUGCAGCGAAGAUCAGGCAGCUAUGGUGAAGAUACCCAAUACGUUUAGUGUCGUCACUAAGCAUCGUGGAUAUCUGCUGCAAACAUUGGGCGAUAAAGAGGUACACGAUUGGUUGUACGCCAUCAAUCCGCUACUGGCUGGGCGAAUAAAGUCAAGACUGGCACGUCGCAUAUUGGAGUCGGCAUCGCAAACCGCAUCACAAAUCCAAGCCACAACGGCGUCAAAUGCACAGACAAACAAUAAAUGAGAUACAAUUACGAUGGAAUCCGUAUUAGUGUAUUAAUAAGGGUAGAGUGUUUCUGAACAGUAUAUGCAAAAAUUACCACAACCACAAGAAUUAUUAUAUAGAUAUACACAUUAAGAAGAAAUGAAACGCUUACACACACAUAUACAAAGCGAUAUAAGUAUGUAUUUAUAUAUAUACGUAUGUAUAUGGAUGGAAGUUACAACACCAUAUAUGUAUGUAGUUAUGUAUGUAUUAAAAUUAUGCAAGAGCGGCGCAGAGUAAGAAAAUCGAAGAGAGAGUAGAGAGAGAGACAACAGUGAAUUUGCAGAAAAUGAGAAGGCAAAAUUUAAAGGUGAAAAAAAAAUAACAAAGUACACACAUACCACUAUACAAUAAAUUAGGCAAAUAAGUGUGAACAGGUGGCGGACGAGUGCAACAAGUUGAGCUUAGUAACGCAGGUAGGGGCAAAUCCAAAAAGAAAACAAUAAAAUAACUGAAAAUUGACGGCGAAUGCGAAAAGUAGAGAAUAUUGAAAGUUCUAGCAUCAGAAACAUUUAGUCCGAGUAGCAGCAUCGAGCGGAGAAGUUGAGGAUUAUUUACUUAUAUUUUUUUCUUUGUUCGAUUGUGAUGGACUGGGACGUUGGCAAAUGCGGCAAGUGUGCUCUAUAUAACAAAUGUAGGCAUUGUAUAUGUAAAAUUGGAAAUUUUUUUUGUAGUGAAUUUUCUCAUUUUCUUAAAAAAGCGUAAAAAGUAAGCACAUAUUAAAAAAAAAUUAUAUUAAAGAAAUAAUUUAAAAAAAGGAUUAAAAAAAGAAAUUAAAAAAAUUAUUAAAAAAUAUUUACUCAUCUACUCUAAUUGUAUGCAAAAAGGAAACCAAAAAGAAGAAAGCAAAAAUUGCAAAACACUUAAAUACGCUUCACUGUUAUCAGAAAAAAUCAAUCUAUUUAAAUGGGUAAAUAGAAAAAGCCUAUCAUUAAAAUUUAUGCUAGCAGAUAUUUAUUUAUAUAUAUAUAUAAAUGUACUAUAUAUUUUUUUUAAGGAACCAAUCAAAUAUUUAUUUUUAGCGAUUUGUUCAGUGGCAAACGUUUUUGUUUCUUUUAUUUAAUUUUCAUAAAUAUUUUAAAAUAUUUAUAUGUAAUUUUUUGUAAAUAGUUUAAUUUAAGCAAACAGCAAACUUAUAGCGAGAAAAAACAAAGCAUAGAAUUUUAUAAAUGCAAGUAUGAUAUUAAUUUUUUUCUUAAUUUUUAAAAAGUAUUGUAUUAUUAAAAACAUAAUUAAUGAAAUUAAUUUAGAAUUUUAUUUUUACAGCUUUUAAUGUGUAAAUGUAAAAGAGCAACAAAAAGUAUUGUAAAGAGCAAAAUAAAUGCACAGCAGAAAUAU